Molecule: messenger RNA, 330 nt
Organism: Thelazia callipaeda (thelaziosis nematode)
Lineage: Eukaryota; Metazoa; Nematoda; Chromadorea; Rhabditida; Thelaziidae
Source: the annotation of a GenBank genome assembly
AUGACAGUGGUCAGUGGUGGACAGUGACGAGUGCAUGCGAGUGAUAAACUUUUACGGGUUGGAUUUGUUAAUGAUCGAUCAAUGAUUGCGUUGAGUGGUCGGUCGGUUGGAGCUCUCGACUGUAAUGGUUAUAAUAGUUGGAAAGCGUUGGUAGAGCUCAUGAACUACGGAGCGCUGCUGUCGGUGCGAUUACAGUUGAUGUAUUGCAAAAGCGCACCGACGAAUUUAAUUUGGUUAUUUUGCCCGCAAUCUCCGUGCAGAGUUGCUGACAGUCUCAGUCAGCGGCAGUCAAAUCCAUUAUCAAUAAGUGCCAUUUUACCAGGUCAGUGA